Molecule: messenger RNA, 1406 nt
Organism: Daldinia caldariorum
Lineage: Eukaryota; Fungi; Ascomycota; Sordariomycetes; Xylariales; Hypoxylaceae
Exons: 1
Coding region: 532-1146 (204 amino acids)
Source: RefSeq, a predicted model, not a curated record
CAUUCGUAUCCAAUUACCUCUCUGAGAGCUCCCAGACGCACCUUAGAUGAAACGCCCAGCUUCUGCAGACCCGUACUGUGCACACACAUGUACGUCAAUAUUAAUAGUUUACGGAGUGAUAGACACAUCUCAAGCUGUUGAUGGCAACUCCCUGAAUCGAUGCAACCCAGAGCUGUUGUGCUUGGUGCUACCCCGGAAUUCUUAAGCUUGGCGAUCCUAGGAAAAUAUCACAUAAUUGAGGCAUUGCAAAUGCGAAUCGUGGACCCCUGAUUACGUCCACGUCAUGCAAGGAUGGGUCCAUACGUCAGUUCGUGUUGCCCCAAUGGAUCCUCGCCUCGCGAAUGGGGAUCAUGUUAAGAAGUGUUAAGAAGGACAAGUAGUAUUUCGGAUCGAAGAUAUAUUUGGGAGGCACCCGCCUAACUUUUCCAGCUGUCGUUAACCCCAUCGUCCUAGAUCGCCAUUUUAGUCGUUAGUAAUAACCUACAGAAUUUGGUCAUAUUUUCCACUACAGCUAGCCAAACCCGAAUCAUCAUGUACGGAAAAUACGUUCUCACCACUUUCGCCUUGGCAGGCAGUCUUGCAUCUGCCACUCACGCUAAUGUGAAGGCGCGCCAAACCGAAGUAAUAACAAGCCCCGGCGGUCCCCUCGAGUCUGCCACCUCCGCCGAUGGAAGUGCAACCGGGGUUAUAUCUAUCGAAACCGACACCUCCGUUAAUCUGUCCACUGAGACGGGCACCGCUCAAGUCUCAACAGUGACGGGUACCGUUCAAGUCUCAACGGUGACGAGUACGGGAUCGGCCGUCUCCACCGGGACCGAUACGUUUGCUCUCCCCACCAUCCAAACGGAUACAUCAGUUAGCAGCGGCGCCAACACUGAUUCCGCUACGGGUUCGGGCACCGGUACCCAAACGUCCGUAACCCAAACUACGGUAGUGACCCAAACCUCUGGUACCACCGAGACUACCAAUUCAUCCGAGACAACCGGCUCGUCUGAGCCCACUGACUCUUCCGAGCCAUCUCCUACCGGUUCGGCUGCCGUUUCUUCAUCCACUUCUGACGGUGGAGCCGCCUACCCACAAGAGACAGGUUUCGUGCUAGCAGCUGCCGCCGCCGCGGGUAUCGCUGGUGUUAUGGCCGCAAUGUAAAGAGGAGGCCUAACCUAUCGCACACCACGAUUUUAAAUUCUUGAUAUUUUAGAUUAGCAACAAAAUACUAGGUACGCAAGGUCUAAGGCGGAUUAAAAACGUAAUGAGUAUAACGGUAACCAAAAUAUCGCUCUAAAUUUAUUAAUUAUUAUCACUACUUUCAUGUUAAUCUGCGUGUGAAGAUAUCAUUUCUCGUGUGAUUUUUUUGGGUCGCUGAAGUCGGACUAAUUGUGUUGGGUUUGACUCUUGUUAUGUAGGAG